Candidozyma duobushaemuli is the source of this 756-nucleotide messenger RNA. RefSeq names its product phosphomannomutase (gene PMM1). The transcript has a single exon. Gene Ontology annotation, cellular component: cytosol. Lineage: Eukaryota; Fungi; Ascomycota; Pichiomycetes; Serinales; Metschnikowiaceae. Gene Ontology annotation, biological process: mannose metabolic process; protein N-linked glycosylation; GDP-mannose biosynthetic process. The record is from RefSeq and is a predicted model, not a curated record. Bases 1 to 756 code for a protein of 251 amino acids. Gene Ontology annotation, molecular function: phosphomannomutase activity.
AUGUCUUUCUCACACAAGGAAAAGCCAGACACGCUCGUGUUGUUCGAUGUCGACGGCACUUUGACUCCCGCCAGACUUACCAUCUCUGACGAGAUGAGAGAUACUUUGAAGGCCUUGAGAAAGAAGGUGGUGAUUGGUUUCGUUGGUGGUAGUGACUUGUCCAAGCAGGUGGAGCAGUUGGGCAGCACUGUUUUGCAGGACUUUGACUACUGUUUCUCUGAGAACGGUUUGACUGCUUACAAGCUCGGCAAGGAGCUCGCCUCUCAGUCUUUCAUUAACUGGAUCGGCAAUGAGAAGUACAACAAGCUUGUCAAGUUCAUCUUGCGCCACUUGUCUGAAAUCGACAUCCCAGUCAGAAGAGGUACCUUCAUUGAGUUCAGAAACGGUAUGAUCAACGUGUCCCCUGUCGGCAGAAACGCCUCCACUGAGGAGAGAAACGAGUUUGAAAAAUUCGACAACGAGCACAAGAUCAGAGAGAAGCUCGUCAACGCCCUCAAAGAGAACUUCCCUGACUACGGCUUGACCUACUCCAUUGGUGGCCAGAUCUCUUUCGACGUGUUCCCCACCGGCUGGGACAAGACCUACGCCCUUCAGCACGUUGAGGCUGAGGGCUUCAAGGAAAUCCACUUCUUUGGUGACAAGGCCUACGAGGGUGGUAACGACUGGGAGAUCUACUCCGACCCAAGAACCAUUGGUCACGCCGUCAAGGAGCCUGCUGACACUAUUAAGAUCUUGAAGGAGACCUUCGGUUUGUAA